This is a messenger RNA of Drosophila persimilis, 901 nucleotides long. RefSeq names its product 23 kDa integral membrane protein. The record is from RefSeq and is a predicted model, not a curated record. NCBI's taxonomy places the organism in Eukaryota, Metazoa, Arthropoda, Insecta, Diptera, Drosophilidae. Gene Ontology annotation, cellular component: membrane. Bases 105 to 776 code for a protein of 223 amino acids. The transcript has 3 exons.
CCCAACGAACGAACGAGCGUACGGAUUAUAGAACGAGACAUUCGGAAUCAGCCGAAAUACUAUUAUAUUCAGCGAGAAACCGUGCAACCUAGAAAUCCAGAACCAUGAAUUGCCUAUCAGCCAUGUUCAAGUACCUGCUGUACUUCCUCAACCUGAUCUUCGUGAUCGGCGGCAUACUGCUGAUCGUUGUCGGUUCCAUCAUGCUGUCCACGAUGGGUAACUUCACGGCCUUCGAGGGAGCUAUCAAUACGCAGACCAUCCCAAUCAUCAUUAUUACAAUCGGCUGUGUGACGUUUUUGGUGGCCUUCUUCGGCUGCUGCGGCACGAUCCGGGAGAAUGCCUGUUGUACUACAAUCUAUGCCAUCUGUAUGCUGGUCUUGUUUGCCCUGCAAUUGGCUCUGUCGAUUUGGAUCUUUGCGGCGAACGACAAGUUCCUGGACAAGAUGAGCACAGUGGUGAACACGGCCUGGAAUGAGAACAACGCCGCCCAGGGCUAUCCCAUGGAUGCCCUCCAAUUGGCCUUCAAGUGCUGCGGAAACACUGGCUACCAGCAAUACGAAUCUUCAGUCCCCGCUUCCUGCUGCGGCUACAAGGAUCGCAAUCAGGUGUGCGAGGCUGCCAUUUACACCCAGCGUCUUGGCUGCAAUGGCGAGUUCGUCGACUUCUGGGCCUCCAACACGGACCUCAUUCGAUGGAGCAGUCUGAUCAUCGCGCUCUUCGAGCUGGGCAUCUUCAUUGUGUCCUGCUGCCUGGCCAGUGCCAUGAGGAAGCGCUGAUAUGGAGCAUCCACGCCUGAAUCAUCCCAUUAGCUGUAGCUCAGUUCCUAGCAUCCAUGCAGUUGAAAGUACAUGCAUACAUCAGUCGCCAUAAAUAAAUCAAAUAGGUUAAGCUCAAUCAAGUA